This is a messenger RNA of Pecten maximus, 1239 nucleotides long. Its product is annotated as MICOS complex subunit Mic10-like. The record is from RefSeq and is a predicted model, not a curated record. Gene Ontology annotation, cellular component: MICOS complex; mitochondrion; mitochondrial inner membrane. NCBI's taxonomy places the organism in Eukaryota, Metazoa, Mollusca, Bivalvia, Pectinida, Pectinidae. The coding region runs from base 43 to 297 and encodes 84 amino acids. The transcript has 4 exons.
AACAACGGAAUCGAUCGAACGCGCUCAUUAUAACCUUCCAACAUGGCUGCCAGAUCGGAGGACGUUCUCGUCGAUAAAUGGGACAACUGCAUUGUGGACACUUCAUUGAAAACCGUUUCCGGGGCACUCAUUGGAGGACUGUUAUCACUGACAAGAUUUGGACAAACUAAAGGUGGAUCAAGAUGGUCAAUUUUUUUCUUCACUGGUGUUGGACUUGGGAUGGGAAUGGCCAACUGCAACAAUGAAUUCAAAUAUCCAAAUCUCUUGAAGCUGAAACAGGAUGCAAAAACAUCAUAGUGAUGGAAGUGCUUAGAAGUGUCAACAUUUUUUUUAAUGGAUGAGAAAGAGUUGUUGUGAGAAGCGACUUUUUGUGAAAGAAUUUUCCAAAUGCUAGUGAUUGUGAUUUCAUCUCUAAUGGACCAUUUUAUGAUGCAGAGUUGACGUUUUCAGGAGUUACUUCCCUUGUAUCUGUGAAAAGGUGAAAAAAUUAGUCCACACCAAACAAUUCGCCUUGGAAUAGGAUCAACAACAAAUAGAAAAAUGAAGUGGAAAUCAUAUUCUAGUAUUCUUAUUGUAUAAUAAACCUUGUUAUAUUUAAAAUAUGAUGUAAUUGUAUGUUUCAGUGUAAUGAAAGUUAAUGUAGGGCUCUUUAAAUAUUUCAUGAUCAUGACUAAGUACAUCUGCACUACAGAUGGAGUAAACCCUCUUUACAAUGUCACAUUCAACAGCAGAAAAGUCAAUCUUGGCGAUAUGGAGAACAUAGCAAUAAAAUAAGAACUAAUGUGAUCUUUACAAAAAAUAUAUAUUGAUAACAUAAUAAUACACUAGAAAAAAUAACAGGAAUUUUUUUUGUUAUAAUUUUUUGAUAAUAGGAAGAGACAGAAAAGAGAAGUACCACAUUAUGUAAAUUGUUAUAUGUGUUAUAUGUGACCAAUACAAACUUGAUAUAAAGAGUAUAAAUCAUGUUUCACUUAAUUUUUAGCUCACCUUGUGAAGGAUACCAAUGAUCUUUUGUCAUAGCACAUCGUUAUCUGUCUCGUGUCCAUCUUGCAUGUGCAAACAUUUCCUUAAAUUAGUCCUGAAUGGCUGAUUUGAAUGUGAUUAUAUGGUGAAGGAGGCUCACUGCUGUAUAGAUAGGUGAUCUUGUUACACCAGUACUGAGAUAUAUAAAUCUUCAUUCUGUAUAUCUUUAUGGAUUUUAAGCAGACGUUGUGGCCCAAAAUUACAAAAAAAAAAAAA